AUGUCUAUAACACUUUCAACAAAAACUUCCCCAUUUCCUUACGCUUCGAUCGCCAUCGCGACGUACACGCAGAAAGUAGACAUAAACUACGACGAAUCAGUAGAUGCCGUCACUCUAGACUUUGAGGGUUCACAGAUCUCUACGGACCAUGAGAUCACUGCCGCGUAUUUUGAGCUCGCAAAAACUGUGCCGACAUUGACAGCGAUCCCGGAUAUCAUUGCUCUUCUCGAUUCUUUGGAUAACCAUCUCGCAUAUCGCACCUUCCUCGUCGGCCACGACAUGACUGCAGCCGAUUUCAUCAUCUGGGGUUCAAUCAAAGUUGCACCAAAAUUUAUUGGGUUUCUCAAGAAUGGGCAGCAGUAUGGUCAUCUUCUUCGGUGGAUGUCUCACAUCGAGAGUCUCGAUUCCAUUCAAGCUACGCUCGCGGGCCUCGCAGCAGCUAAAGCCAAUAAAGCCAGAUCAAAUAAAACGGCCGCAGGGUUCGCUCUUGGCCUCCAAAAUGCAAAGGAAGGUCACGUCGUCACACGUUUCCCGCCUGAACCCUCUGGGUACCUCCACAUUGGUCAUGCAAAGGCCGCGAUGCUGAACCAGUAUUUCGCAAAAAUGUACAAUGGGAAGAUGAUCAUUCGGUUUGAUGAUACUAAUCCCACGAAAGAGCGGGCUGAGUUCGAGGAAACUAUCUUGCAAGAUUUGGAGCUCCUGAACAUCCGCGGGGAUAAAGUGACCCAUACAUCAGAUCACUUUGACCGGAUUUAUGAAUUAGCCAUCCAAAUGAUCAAGAGCGGUAAAGCUUACGCCGAUGAUACCGAGCAAUUACAGAUGCGCGAGGAACGAGGCAAAGGUGUUGCAUCUGCUCGUCGAGAUGACUCAAUCGAGGACAACCUGAGGCACUUUGAGGAGAUGAAGACCGGAACUACAGAAGGUCUGAGAUGGUGUAUUCGCGCGAAAAUGAGCGUGGACAAUCAGAACAAAGCUAUGCGUGACCCCGUCAUUUACCGAUGUAACUUAAUCCCUCAUCACCGAACUGGAGAUAAAUGGAAAAUAUACCCUACCUACGAUUUUGCGUGCCCAAUCGUGGACUCCCUCGAGGGAGUUACCCAUGCCCUCAGAACGAACGAAUAUCGUGAGCGAAAUGCACAAUAUCAGUGGAUGAUCAAAGCUCUUGGCAUGCGCAGUCGUCUCAGUUUCGUCUAUACACUUUUGUCCAAGCGGAAGUUGCAUUGGUUCGUAGACAGCGGAAUAGUUGGGGGUUGGGAUGACCCACGUUUCCCAACCUAUUCGGGACGUGGACUAACCGUGGAUGCGUUGUCACAGUUCAUGUUGGCUCAGGGGCCUUCGCAAGCAAUUGUAUCGCUCGAGUGGGACAUGAUCUGGGCCAUUAAUAAGAAAGUAAUUGAUCCUGUUCGCUCCGCGGUUCUGGGCCAUUGUGAAGGAGAACAGGUGCCGUCAUCAGCAACACCAAACACAUGUCUGCAAGCUGACACAGCUGUCCACAGUGUCGUUGUAACCAUCAACGAUGGUCCCCCUGCACCCGAGGUGAAGACCCUACCACGGCAUAAGAAGAAUCCAGAUGUCGGCGAGAAAAAGACCGUAUUUACGUCUACCAUCCUUGUCGAGCAGGAAGACGCCAUUUCCUUCGAUGAUCAAGAGGAGAUAACGUUGAUGGACUGGGGGAAUGCCAUCGUCCGGUCUAAGACCACGGGCCCCUCGGUCGACGUAACGCUCCUUGAUUACGACUACCUAAUCACGAAGAAGAAGCUCGAGGAGGCGGACGACAUCAAAGAUUUCGUCACGCCCUUCGCAGAUGCGAACGUAAGCACGCUCACUAAAGGAGACAUUAUUCAGUUUGAGCGGAAGGGUUAUUUCAUAUUUGAUGGUACUGCGGAGGAUGGGAAGCUCGAGUUCAUCCGGAUUCCCGAUGGGCGCGCGGCUAAUCUGGCUAGUAAAGCCGGGAAGCCUGGUGUUGUUACCAUCGAGUCUCCAGUGCCGGCCUCGGGGACUACCGCCGACGCUGAUUAUGUCCCCUCCUCGACGAUGUACAAGGUGGCGAAGAUUUAUGGCGACGAACCAGUGAAGCCUGUGUCCACAACAAAGAUGUACAAGGUCUCGAAUGUGUACGAGUGA
This is a messenger RNA of Suillus subalutaceus, 2124 nucleotides long. RefSeq names its product tRNA synthetases class I, catalytic domain-containing protein. Gene Ontology annotation, biological process: glutamyl-tRNA aminoacylation; translation. Bases 1 to 2124 code for a protein of 707 amino acids. Gene Ontology annotation, cellular component: cytoplasm; methionyl glutamyl tRNA synthetase complex; cytosol. The transcript has 11 exons. The record is from RefSeq and is a predicted model, not a curated record. Gene Ontology annotation, molecular function: glutamate-tRNA ligase activity; ATP binding. NCBI's taxonomy places the organism in Eukaryota, Fungi, Basidiomycota, Agaricomycetes, Boletales, Suillaceae.